Messenger RNA from Jaculus jaculus (lesser Egyptian jerboa), 1650 nucleotides. It is a transcript of the gene Cldn3, whose product is annotated as claudin 3. Gene Ontology annotation, molecular function: structural molecule activity. The transcript has a single exon. NCBI's taxonomy places the organism in Eukaryota, Metazoa, Chordata, Mammalia, Rodentia, Dipodidae. Gene Ontology annotation, cellular component: bicellular tight junction; plasma membrane. The record is from RefSeq and is a predicted model, not a curated record. Gene Ontology annotation, biological process: cell adhesion; bicellular tight junction assembly. Bases 514 to 1173 code for a protein of 219 amino acids.
GAAGGAGGGCUGGCGGUGGGCCACGUCACUGUCCCCAAGCCCGGUGGUGGGGAGGGGACCCAGUUAGCUCCUCCCCACUCCGCCCCUAGCCGGGGCUCUGGAGCUGGGAGCUGAAGUCUAACCCGCCCCGGCCCCGGGGCCAACCCCAGUGGCCGCACACACCCCCAAUCACACACACACGCACGCACACGCACACCCCGCCCCUCCAAAGCCACCGGCAGGUGCAGGGCCCUCGCCGCCCCGCCGCCAGCGCGCACAACACACGAGCCGUUAGCGCGCGCGGUCCGCCCGUCCGUCCGCGCGUCCGUCGGUCCGUCCGUCCGUCCGUGGAUCCCAGCAACCUUCAGUGGAUCCGUGCGCCACCGCUCUGCACCCAAGGGCCCUCUACGGCCUCGACCUCCUCCUCCUCCUCCUCCUCCUCCUCCUCCCCCCAAGUGUCAUCGUCCUCGUCGCCCCUUAAACGCCCGGAAAGCUUCCCGGUGGUGCUGGGGGUUUUCUUGGAUUCCGGUAGCCAUGUCCAUGGGCCUAGAGAUCACCGGCACGUCUCUGGCCGUGCUGGGCUGGCUGUGCACCAUCGUGUGCUGCGCGCUGCCCAUGUGGCGGGUGACGGCGUUCAUCGGUAACAGCAUCAUCACGGCGCAGAUCACCUGGGAAGGGCUGUGGAUGAACUGCGUGGUGCAGAGCACCGGGCAGAUGCAGUGCAAGGUGUACGACUCGCUGCUGGCGCUGCCGCAGGACCUGCAGGCCGCCCGGGCCCUCAUCAUCGUGGCCAUCCUCCUGGCAGCCUUCGGGCUCCUCGUGGCGCUCGUGGGUGCCCAGUGUACCAACUGCGUGCAGGACGACACGGCCAAAGCCAAGAUCACCAUCGUGGCGGGCGUGCUCUUCCUGCUGGCUGCCUUGCUCACUCUGGUGCCCGUGUCCUGGUCGGCCAACACCAUCAUCCGAGAAUUCUACAACCCCCUGGUCCCCGACUCGCAGAAGAGGGAGAUGGGAGCCGGCUUGUACGUGGGCUGGGCGGCCUCGGCCCUGCAGCUGCUAGGGGGCGCCCUGCUCUGCUGCUCGUGCCCGCCGCGCGACAAGUACGCGCCCACCAAGAUCCUCUACUCGGCGCCGCGCUCCGCCGGGCCUGGCACCGGCACGGGCACCGCGUACGAUCGCAAGGACUACGUGUGAAGGGGACCCCGGCGACGUACCCGAAGACAGUCCAAACACCCCAAACAGACACCACCACCACUUACCAGCCGCUGGAAUCAGCAACCAGUGUGAGUCAGAGGACACCCCCCUCCCCUCCUACCCACCCCCUCACACACACACCUGGAUGCCACGCAGCCUUUCUUGCUUUAGACGGGCACACAGGCCUGCCUGGGAAGUCCUCCUCUUUCCUCAGCUGCCACCUGAUUGCCAGGCCCUCUGUGUCCGCCCCCCCCCCCCAUCAUGGGACUGACCCACCCCACCUUGGACACAGGACACCUCGCCCUUCUGCUCAAGGACAGGGCUGGAGGGUGGCUGCCACAGCAAGUUGACAGUCCGUCGUCGUCGUCGUCGUCGGGUGGGGACCCUAAAGCCCCCUAGUGGGGGAGGAUACAGCAGCCUUGAAAUGGGCCAUUUGAUAUUUUUCAAUAAAACGCCUUUCGGGUUUUUUGUUUUUUU